Messenger RNA from Linum tenue, 2676 nucleotides. NCBI's taxonomy places the organism in Eukaryota, Viridiplantae, Streptophyta, Magnoliopsida, Malpighiales, Linaceae. The record is from the annotation of a GenBank genome assembly.
CUUGAAUAAAAAAUUUGGGAGAUGGGAGGAAACGGACGAAAAAGAUUGGAGAUAAGGGAAAGCAAAGUCCGAUCGACGAUCAGCCACCACUGAUUCGUUGCAACCGAAUUUUGCUUCCGUGUCAAGACUGAACAACCGAAUUCAAUUACAUACAACACAGCAGCAGCAGAUAAUAACAAUAAUAAUAGCUUACAUAAGGCGUCAGGGUUCUGCGGGAAGAAAGCGACCGCCCCUUUUUCUCUUCCCACUCGAGUGGCGUGGCGGUGGAGGUUUGUCAGGCCCCGCCGUUGAUUCCAUUUCUGCACCCGACCCUCUCUCUGCCGUUGCCAGGGCUCGGAGAAAAAAGUGCGAAUACCCCCGAGGAAGUUUUCCUCGAUUAGAUUCCCCGAUUUCCAUCUGCUGCUCACUGAAAUUGAUCGGAUACAGACUUAUCAAGAAGCAAAAUAUAGAAAGAAAGUUGCAAUCUUUUCCCCAGGCUGUAGGCCAUACACAAGAAAGCUGCGCUAUCGUACUGGUGGACCAAAUGGGUGAUAAUGAGAUUGGGGACGAAGAGGAUCUCUCACGUGUUAAAUCUGAUGUGGGGAGAUGGCCUGUUUUCUAUUAUGGGGUCGGUCACAUGCUUAAUGAUAUCACUUCUUCAUGCUGGUUUACUUAUCUCUUACUGUUCUUGGCAGACAUCGGACUCUCCCCAAGGGAUGCUGCAAUAGUCAUGCUUUCGGGGCAGAUAGCUGAUGGGUUUGCUACCGUUUUUACCGGGGAACUGAUAGACAGGUUUGGACAUUUCAAAGUAUGGCAUGGUGCCGGAUCGGUUUUAGUUGCAGUUUCAUUUUCCUCUGUUUUUGGAGGUUGCUUACCCUGUCGAAUCUUCAGUACCAGUUCAGUGGUGGAAACCACCUCAUACAGUGUAGCUGCUGCAAUCUUUAAUAUGGGUUGGGCUGCUGCUCAAGUUUCACAUAUGGCAAUGGUUAACUGCAUCUCAUUGAAUUCAACCUCUAGAGUAGUCCUGACAAGCUGCCGGAAUGCUUUUACCAUGGUUGCUAAUCUCAGCCUCUAUGCAAUUGCCUUGGUAGUCUUUAGUGUUAUUACAGGAAAAUCUCAUGCCGAUAUUCAGAAUCAGUACCGAUGGAUUGCAUAUUCAUCUAUCUUCAUUGGUUGCUGUUUUGUUGGGAUAUUUCAUUUCGGGACCAAAGAACCAAGGUUAAAGAUGAGCAUCCAUGGGAAUGACCAUAUGAGGAUAUCAUGGGCUUAUUGGUUCAAGAAAGCUUUAUACUAUCAAGUUGGCAUUGUAUAUGUACUCACCAGACUAGUACAAAAUGUUUCACAGGCAUACCUUGCCUUUUAUGUUAUUCAAGAUUUGCACAUGGCUCAGUCAGCUAAAGCUUUGGUUCCUGCAAUCAUCUAUAUCAGUAGCUUUGUAGUCUCUAUCAUGAUGCAGGAAGUAUCAUGGACUGGCCAACGCCUAAAAGCUUACUUUUCCAUCGGUGGAAUCCUUUGGGUCUUUUGUGGUGCAAGCAUCAUUCUUUUACCUUCCAACAUGAAAGUUUACAUGUACGUCAUAUCGGCAUUCAUUGGCGUAGCUAAUGCUCUGAUGAUGGUAACUGCAGUAAGCAUGCAGAGCGUCCUAGUUGGUUUGGAUCUCAAUGGCUGUGCAUUCGUCUACGGAUCCCUGAGCUUCCUUGACAAGAUCUCUUGUGGGAUUGCACUUUAUGUCCUUCAGUCAUUUCAAAGCGGGGCCUCACCAGUAGCCCCAGCAGCAGAUGGUGGCCUAUCUUCUUCAGGUUAUGUUUCGGUAACAAGAUAUGGUCUAGGUCUAGUUCCGGCUGUUAGUUCACUCGUGGGAGUUGGUGUGACAUUGACAAUGAAACUCCAUACACAUUCAGGAUCCCUCACAAAGCCAUUGUUGGAGUAGGGUUACUUAUUUUGCAAGAACACGCCAUAGCUUCCUUCUGUUCCUGUCUUUUGAACUAGUUCAUGAAACCAUGAAUUAACCACUUCGCACAUACAGGAACCAAGUUGGAUCUUUAACUCUGUACAUGUUUGUUGGGAACACCUUGCCAGUAUACAUGUUAUUAACCCAUAACAUUGUAAAGCUACAUUCAUAAUUUGAUAGAAGAUUUGAAUUUUGUCCAUGACACAUGAAAUCCCUUUGUCCAUGACACAUGAAAUCCCUUACUAGGUAACAUCUUGCAAGCAUCUUGAGAACAGCUCUCAUACCACAAUCACGAAUCAGUUCAUCUUCGUUCUCGUUGCCCGGAAUGCAUGUGUUGGCCAUCUGUGCUACUACCGGAAAGUCACCUUGGCCAAAGAGUCUUCAGUCGAAGAAUGCAUGUAACGGCUCAUCUAACAUUUCUCUAACUAGCUUUGUACAUGCGGGAAUCAGUGUGUUCGUUAAUUAUGAAUGGUACAUCCUUCAGCCACUUCCCCUCUUGUAAAUCUAUGUUUGAACCAUGUCAAAGUCCAUUCCAAAUUUUAUUCUUAGCUUAAACAAAGCUGGUGUACCAAUGCUUCCUCUUGCUCUCGUCCUACAGGAAACGAUAAACCAGCAUUCUCUCACGGGCUACACGUUUCUAAAUACUUUAAGUCCAAAGCACACAACUCUACACUACAUCGAGAGCCAAACAAAUUCGGACAGUGAUGUAAGGCUGAUGACUGGGCUGAUCAAGAGUCGGAACUCAA